This is a messenger RNA of Owenia fusiformis, 3186 nucleotides long. The record is from the annotation of a GenBank genome assembly. NCBI's taxonomy places the organism in Eukaryota, Metazoa, Annelida, Polychaeta, Sabellida, Oweniidae.
CGAGAAUCAAGAUGUCUGCGCCCAUGAGUUUUCUUGCGGUGCGUGGUUCUGAAGGGGUGUACCUCAAAGAUGGCCCACCCUCAUAUGAAAACAAAGAGGAUUUCGUUGGAGACCAGACAAAGGUGUGUAAGGCUUUCACAUUCAGCAGAGAUGGGACGCUGUUUGCAUGGACCAAUGGUAGAAGUGUACAGGUCAUCUCAUUGCCAGGAGUACAGUUAGUACAGGAUAUUGAGAAACCACGGACGACAGGUGUAGAAAUUUCCCCGCAUAAAAACCUCAUUGCAUUAUGGGAAAGCUAUAAAGGUGAAGGAGAGCCCAAUUUGAGUUUGUAUGAUCUCAAAUCAGGAACUUUAGUGAAGAGUUUUAUCCAGAAGAAGCAGCAAGGAUGGUGUCCCCAGUGGAGUGCAGAUGAAGAGAUCUGUUCACGCCUCGUGAAUAAUGAAUUGCAGUUUUACGAGAAGAAUAAUUUCUCCACAAUUGCCAAUAAACUUCACUUACAAAAGGUGCAAGAGUUUGCAUUGAGCAGGGGUCCUCCACCUUACCAUAUCGCAGUAUACGUCCUAGGUUCUAAGGGUCAGCCAUCAUUUGUGAGAAUCUACAAAUAUCCUGCCCUUGGUGGACUAAACUCAGCCCUGGCUAAUAAAAGUUUCUUCCAAGCUGAUAAGGUACAGAUGCUGUGGAACAGUAAUGCGACGGGUGUUCUAGUACUAACUACCAAUGAAACUGCUGAUACUUCAUACUAUGGUGACCAGAAACUUCAUUUUGUUGGCAGCAAUGGAGAAAGCUGCAUGGUGUCCUUUGCUAAAAAUGGACCCAUAUAUCACAUAGAAUGGAACCCAAAGGACCCGACGCAGUUCUGUGUACUGUACGGAUUUAUGCCAGCCAAGGCAACAUUGUUUAACUUAAAGUGUGAGCCAAUCUUUGACUUUGGGACAGGACCAAGGAAUGCUUGUUACUACAACCCACAGGGAACAAUUCUGUGCUUGGCUGGUUUCGGCAACUUACGAGGCCUUAUGGAAUUCUGGGAUGUAAAACAGAAGAAAUUAAUUAGCAAUCCAACUGCUGCAGAUACGACGCAACUUUACUGGUGUCCAGAUGGGGAACACAUUACCACGGCAACUACAUCUCCUAGACUACGAGUUGGCAAUGGCUACAAGACGUGGCACUACACGGGUGUUCUCCUGCAUGAAACAAAUACACCUGCAGGCCUUGAAUUGUGGGAUGUACGAUGGCAGCCAGUCCCAGAGGGAACCUUCCCGCCAAAACCGUUGUCUUAUAAACCAGUGCAAUCUACAGUGGCGCCACCUCCUUCAAAUGUGAAAGCUGGAGUCUACAGACCUCCAGGGGCAAAGGGAGUGCCAUCAACAUUCAAACUACAUGAUAUUGAACCCCCUUCCAAUGCCAAGCCAGCAAGUGCAGAAUUGUCAAAAGCUGCGCUGAAGAAUAAGAAAAAGCGUGAAGCGAAAGCAAGAGCUAAAGAAGAGCAUCCAGAGGAGUUUAGUCCCGCCCCGACACCAGUACCUCAAGCAGCGCCAUCUAGUGGUGAUCCCGAGACUGACAAGAAAGUACGAAAUCUCAGAAAGAAACUGCAAGCUAUAGAAAAGUUGAAGCAGCAACAGAAAGAAGGGAAAACGCUGGAGAAAAACCAACUAGACAAACUAAAGACUGAAAGUGCUUUAUUAGAAGAAAUGAAAGCUUUGCAAAUUCGAUGACAAUAACGAGUCAUGAACUUUAGCUUGAAGUGUAAAUACAAAACUUUUGUUAUGCUGAAAUAUACAGUGAAGUAUAUUAGACAUCAAGAGAAACUCUAGUUGUUUGAUGAUAAACUGAAAGUGAAGAUGGAAGCCUGAAUAACGCUUUAUUGAACUUCAAAUGAAUCCCCAGAAUGCAUGCAUGUGGGACUCCAGUAUGUAAAUUAAAAUGCUUUCUGUUAAUCAUCGAAAGAAAAAUAAACUGUUCAUCUGAUGUUAAGAAAUAUUAUUACUGCGAUUGCUACGUUGCAAUUAUGUAAAAUGCAUAUGGAGAUGUGUAGCCAUGAAAAUUAUCCACUCUGUUCUAAUCUUGAAGAGAGGAUGGCAUCUGGAGUCCUGCAUUCGGAGAUUUCUUCAACUGUAGACACAUAUAAUUGAAAUUUGUUUUCAUAAUAUAAGCCAUCAUGCUUUUGUAACAGGGAUCAUAAAAUUAUGAAAGUAUUGUGUGAUGAUGUUCAAUUGUUGGCAUUUGUAAAAAUUUGAUUUUAUCAUGGUUUAAUCUCCAUAUCAUAAAAAUUUUGAUUUGUUAAGUCAUUUCCGAAAAAUCAAUGCCAUCUUUUGAUUCAUCGGGGAAACUAUAAUACUUGGCUGGCUUGAUGGCAGCAAUCUGUCUCGGCAGCAAUCUGUUUCGGCAGCAAUCUGUCUCUUAACAUGUUGCUGAUUUUGCCUAUGAUAUCUAGCAAAUAUAUUGUAGUUUCUCCGGUUCAAAAGAUGGCACAAUUUAUCGGAAACAUCUAUUGCACCAUUUUUUGUCAGCUCUGCAUACAACUAGAUAUAUGACUGUUACCCUGAUUAUUUUGGUGCCUGAUUUAUUGUGACAAUUUUGUUGAUUUUGUUCAUCUUCAGUGAAAUUUAAGAUCAAUCCUCUAGAACUUUGCAAAUGAUUUAGCUUGUUCUUCUGUGAAAUAAUUUGAGGAAAUCAUAUUACAGAAAUUGUCUGAAAAAAAAAACGGUGCCUAAAACUCAUUGCACAAAAUGAAAGCCAAAAUCAGCCAGAUCAAUUAUUGCCGUAUUAAAUAAUCAUCAAAAUAUCGAAAAUUGGAAAAUUUGCCAAAUGUAUACUAGAAUUUGAAAGUGGGAAAAUUCAAGUAUUAAACGAAAAGACAAGUUUAUUACGUUUUUGUUUAUAUAUCUAUAUUUUAUAUACACAUUUGUUGUUUCUACAUGAUUAAAAAGUAAUUACAUGUAUCAUUAAUUUAACAUGUAAAUCCAUACAUAUUAUGUUUUCUAAUGGUGAAUAAAUCCAUAUGUUAUCAUGAAUUAAUUACAAUGGAUUACCUGACAUAUCUGAUGAUGGAAGAUAGGUAGAUCCCAUAAUACUUUGAUAUUCUUUUAAUAUGCAUCUGAGGAAUCAUGGGAACUGACCUCCUUGGAGUUGGUAUUAUCCAUGUGUUAACACUAAUAUUUUGAGAAAUAAAAUAUAUCAAAACUUGAA